UGGGUUGCAGGAAUGUGGAAUUAGAACUAUUUUUGAUUCCUGUCCAGUAACUAUUUACAUUGCAGUCCCCCGUCUGUGACAUCAGAAGGCAGACUUUAUAAAUGAAUGGACAGAGGCAGGCAGUUUGCUAACACACAGCAUUAAUGGCAUCGCGGCUUUCUUGAGGAGAUAGAGAUAAAGAGAGAGCGAGAGAGAACUGGCUAAGCCCUGAAGAUGGACCGUAGAGACGCUACGCUCGUUGGUUCCCUGCUGUUGUGUAUCAUCACUCAGGUGUGGUGCCAGCUAUGUGGGGGCCCGUGCCACAACUGCCCCUGGCCCACGCCACGCUGCCCUCCGGGGGUGCCCACCGUGCUGGAUGGGUGCCGCUGCUGCCCGGUGUGCGCCAGACAGGAGGGCGAAGGCUGCACGGAGAGGUUUGUGUGUGACAGCCAGCUGGGCUUGCAGUGUGACUACAGCGCCAGCUACCCCGGAGGUCCUGGAGAGUGUGUCAGCAAGAACUCGCUGGGGUGUGAACUGAACGGCAUGCGCUUCGAUGAGGGCCAGACAUUCCAGCCGUCGUGUGCACAGCUGUGCCACUGCCUGGGUGGCGGGGUGACCUGUGUGCCACUGUGCAGCGAUGACCUCCAGGUGCCCGCCGCAGCCAACUGCCCCAACCCCCAGCUACUGCGCCAGCCAGGGAGGUGCUGCAGGGAGUGGGUCUGUGAAAGCCUGGACAACAAUAUUUACGCAGACACUAUGGCUACAGUGGAGAGACCACCAGAGAGGGAGAGGGUGCGUCAGGACUUUCGUGGUGAUGGGGGUGGGGCUCAGUCUCAGGGCCAGGGCCUGAACUCCAACUGCAUUGAGCAGAGCACAGACUGGAGCCCCUGCUCCAGCAGCUGUGGCCCAGGUGUCUCCACCCGCAGCUCAAACCAGAACUGGGCCUGUCGCCCGCAGACCCAAACCAGACUGUGCCAGGUCAGGCCAUGCCAGGCCACUGCCGUGCCUCGCAGCAGGUCGCAGGCGGGAAUGGGUGGCUGCGAUAGUAGCUUCAGGUCUCCCGUGCCCAUUCAUCUGGAGCACCAGGGCUGUUUGAGCACGUUGGCCUACAGGUCCCGGUUCUGUGGCCUCCAGUGUCCGGAUGGCCGCUGCUGCAGCCCCUACCGCACCAGGACCGUCAGCAUGGCCUUCCGCUGCCCCCAGGGCAGGAUGAGCCACCAGCAGGUGAUGAUGAUUGAGUCCUGCUCCUGCCACCACUACAACUGUCCCCAGUCCCCACUCACAGCCUACAGGAGAGCCAUGCCCUGGCUUUAGAGUAUUGGACCGUGGAGAGUGAAAUAGCCCUGACACCAGAGAUGGGCAGGCCCUGUCAGAGAAGAUACUGGACAAUGACAUAAGAAUAGGAAUCGAAGGUUAGGGUAGGAUUCAAUCAAACACAUGGUUCCUGCGCUGUUGCAAAAGCACCAUUCAUUUAACUCAGUAAAUAUAGUCAAAUGCUUUGCAUUACUUAGAGUAUGUUUAAUAACAGUGAUAACAAUUUCCACAGUGCAGGUUUGAUUGAAUUUCAUCAUCUAUUUGAUUUUAAAUACCUCCAUCGUCAAGAUUCUUAGAAAAGGUGUGUGUGAGAGAGAGAGCGAGAGAGAGAGAGAAAGAGAGCUAGAGAGAGAGAGCGAGAGAGAGAGAAA
This is a messenger RNA of Coregonus clupeaformis (lake whitefish), 1664 nucleotides long. Its product is annotated as CCN family member 5. The record is from RefSeq and is a predicted model, not a curated record. Gene Ontology annotation, molecular function: integrin binding; heparin binding. Gene Ontology annotation, cellular component: extracellular matrix; extracellular region. The coding region runs from base 214 to 1293 and encodes 359 amino acids. The transcript is spliced from 5 exons. Lineage: Eukaryota; Metazoa; Chordata; Actinopteri; Salmoniformes; Salmonidae. Gene Ontology annotation, biological process: signal transduction; cell adhesion.